AUGGGAGAUUCAUUACCUCUCACACUAACUCUGCCUGAGCCCAAUUACCCUAUUGGUUCAGAGCCAAAGGAAAAAAAGGUGUCAAUAAACCAACAUUCAACCUCGAUGUAUAUCUCCAUUGUUGAGAGUAUUCUAACAGCAGAUGAGAUUGAGAGAGUACGAGGUUUUUUGGGACCUGUAAUGAGGCUCAGUGGGAGGAGUGAAAUGAAAUUAUCAGGAAAGACUGUCUACGGUAUUCUCACAAGAAGCAUCGUUACUGUCAAAAAGAAUGAAGCUUGGUUCCAUUUCGCUGGUCAGCCAAUGAAGUUCUCUAUAAGAGAAUUUCAUAUGGUGACCGGUUUGAAAUGUAAUGGUGAAGUAGAAGGACCACGAGGGGAAUAUGAGUGGGACUUGCUAAAGGGGCGUACUCAUAAGUUAAGCGACGUGUUGAACCAGCUCAAAAAGACAAGAGUAGAUGCUUUUGAUGAGAGAGUUUGCCUCGCAAUGCUCCUCCUGGUAGAGAGCAUAUUGCUGCCGAAGAACAACAAAGGGACUUUCCCUUUGGAGUAUGUCAACAAAGCAAAGGAUAUGAUGUAUCCAUGGGGAAGAGACGCUUACCUGGUGCUCCUGAGGUCAAUUCAAAAAGCUGUCGCAAACCACCUGGAGGAUACUUCAAAAUUCGAGUUGCAAGGUUAUCCUCUAGUAUUCCAUCUUUGGAUACUAGAGUCCAUUCCCUUGCUACGAGAUAUGUUCAGUAAUUGGGCACCGACUGUUGAUGUUCCUGGACCGAUUUACUUGUGUGAGAAAUACACUGAGCUAGAAAAUUCAUCACUUGAACGGGUUUUACAAAUUGAAACUCAUAAAAAGCUGAAGGUCACAUGCGUCCUACCUCCUAUUCCUCAUGAUCCAGAAGAUGAUGUCUCCAUGGAAGACGAACAUAGUGACGAGUUGGAAUCUGUGAAAGAUAUAUCCAAGAAAGGGUACAAGUUUAAAGCCGAUGAUUGGAAAAAUAGGUCUGUAGACACAUUGGACACAUUGGAUGCUCUUAUCAUAUGA
Brassica napus (rape) is the source of this 1035-nucleotide messenger RNA. RefSeq lists its product as uncharacterized. The record is from RefSeq and is a predicted model, not a curated record. The coding region runs from base 1 to 1035 and encodes 344 amino acids. The transcript has 2 exons. NCBI's taxonomy places the organism in Eukaryota, Viridiplantae, Streptophyta, Magnoliopsida, Brassicales, Brassicaceae.